Molecule: messenger RNA, 858 nt
Organism: Gastrolobium bilobum
Lineage: Eukaryota; Viridiplantae; Streptophyta; Magnoliopsida; Fabales; Fabaceae
Exons: 5
Coding region: 191-697 (168 amino acids)
Biological process (GO): mitochondrial respiratory chain complex assembly
Cellular component (GO): mitochondrial inner membrane peptidase complex; membrane
Molecular function (GO): serine-type endopeptidase activity
Source: RefSeq, a predicted model, not a curated record
AAAACCGUGUGUUCUCUAAAGUCUAAACCCUCACUUUUGCGGUUGCUCACUGCUCAUCACACUAUUCCAGUACCUGCGUUAAAGCUUACCUCUCUCUCUCUCUCGUUGCUUGUAGCCCUUUUCUCAUUGCUGAAAGCUGGGUGUAGAUGGUUGAUGUUUGACAUAGGCAUGCAUCUAAGGUCCUAAACACAUGGGCCCAAGCAGCUUUCUAUGGAAUUUUACUAAAAAGUUCGUCACAGCUGGGCUCGUUACUCUGACUGUGUCUGAUCGUUAUGCGAGCGUUGUUCCGGUUCGAGGUGCCUCGAUGUCUCCCACAUUUAAUCCUAAAACUGGUUCUUUGAUGAGAGAUUUUUCUGAUGACUAUGUCUUGGUUGAGAAAAUUUGCCUUCAGGAGUACAAGUUUUCACAUGGAGAUGUGGUGGUCUUCUGCUCCCCAUUGAAUCACAAGGAGAGACACAUAAAAAGAAUAGUUGCAUUACCUGGUGAAUGGUUUGGCACCCGUCAUAACCAUGAUGUGCUGAAGAUUCCAGAAGGACAUUGUUGGGUUGAGGGAGACAAUGCAGCUACUAGCGAGGAUUCAAACUCAUUUGGACCUAUUCCCUUGGGUCUAGUUCGAGGAAGGGUGACCCAUGUUGUGUGGCCUCUUCAAAGAAUAGGAGCUGUCAAAAGUACUCCACCAGAAAGAUUAUCAUUAUAGUUGGAUCCUAUUUUUGUUUUGAUCUCUAUCAUUAAUGUUGUUCCUUUAGGUGUGAAAAACCGUUCUUUACUCUAUUUUUGUCAUUGGGGAGGGGAGAUUUACUAUCCUAUUUGUUGAUUGGAUUAGUAUAAAACAUUGAAUCUUCAAAUGUUGAUUACAUU